Funneliformis geosporum is the source of this 297-nucleotide messenger RNA. The record is from the annotation of a GenBank genome assembly. Lineage: Eukaryota; Fungi; Glomeromycota; Glomeromycetes; Glomerales; Glomeraceae.
AAGUUAACUGCUAACCUACCCGUAAAGCAUCACCAAUCCACUCAAACUGAACCUUUAACUGAUGAAAAAGCCUUAGAGAUAGAAGAACUAAAAGCUCAAAUAAAACAAUUAAAACAAGAUUACCGUUCAGAAAUGCAAACUAAGCGCGAGCAAAUUACUAACUUACAAGCCCAAAUUAAAGAAUUAGCCAAAAGACCUUUAAAACCCACUAACUCAAAAGCUACUCAAACGGAUGAAUUAACUACCCUUGACCAGCUGAUUAAAGAUAUCCAAGAACUCAAUAACUCCCUAAAUUAA